AUGCCGCCCAAGAAGUCGGGCGCGGCCAAGAAGGGCAAGAGCUCCAAGGGCUCGUCGGACGCUGACAGGAACCCGCUGCUGGACUUCGACAACAGGUUCUGCGAGGACUGCGGCCAGUGGACACACGGCGAGGAUCGAGAUGGCCCCAAAGGCCAGGUGACAUGGCUGAAGUGGCACAAGAGGAACCACACCUCCAAAGGCGAAGUUUUGACGGGCGGCCAGUGCUACGGGUGUUAUGGGGCUCAGAGGAAGAUCCUCGGAACCAGAGUUACCCUCGCAGAUGCCCGUGCGACUCGAAAGAAUGAUCCUGCCAUCGAUGAGAAGAUCGCGAACUGCCGCAAGGGUUUGGUAGAUGGCACUGGCAAGCACGCCAGGACCGACGGGCUGACCAUCAACACGCAGAAGUCGGAUAUGAAGUUCAACCAGGACUUCGACUCUGGCAUCUUCCAGCCGAUCCAGUACGUCGGCAGGACUCGUUCCCCUUAUCAAAUGAUCUGGAACCUCAAGUGGGAGUCACAGGAAGACCUCAUCCAGCAGAUCGAGGCGCGCGGGAAAGAGGUCGUGGAUGACGAUUGUGGCGUUCUUGGCAUCGAGGUAUCCGACGUGUCUGGGGUGGAGUUCGGGGCAUACAGGUUCAAGCGUGGCAGGGAGAGAGCGAGCACGAAAGUCAAGACCGAGGGCCACGAUGAUGGGCAGUCGGCUAGGGAGAGGCAGGAUAUCGUCGUGUCGAAGGAGGGGCUCGGCCGCCGACGGGUCAGCUCUACUCAAAGCCAAGGCUCUGAGCUUGCUGGCGACCAUCGGCCCGCAACUGACCGCCUUGUCAGCGCCCCCCAAGGUGCCAGCCUCGUCGACCCAGGUCGCGAGGCCGAUGAGACCCUCGCCGACGACAGGUCUGUCAGAUCACAGGCCACCUCGGCGAGGUCGGCGGUCACUAGCGUUCCACCUGCGACGCCAGCUCCCUCCCUGAGGAAGAAGGUGCCUCUCGAAGCGGUGGAGAACGCAUCAUCUCAAAUGAAGAAGACACGGGGGACGGGGGCCUUGGCUGCGAUCGACAGGGCCGAGGCGACCUUGGAGGACGCGGAGAAGAAGUACCAUUGGGGGGGGCACUGGGAGCUCAGGAACCGCGAGAAGGAGUUCCAGGCGUUUAUCGCGCGCCUGCAGCGUGCUGGCAAGGCUACAGGGGGCAUGGCAGGCAGCCAAGCUGCGUUGGACAUCGGCGCCAGGAUCUUCGCCAUGGCGGACGUAUUGGAAGCCGGACAGGGUUUGCUCGACAAGAUCGGCGGCAAGCCUCGCGAGUUUUACGCUUUCGCCUCGGCGCCACUCUCACAGGAACACUCGGAGAUGAUCAAGGGUGCGCCGAUGGAGCUCGUGUCCACCAUCCUCGCCCUGAACCUCAACGCUCUCAUCGACAAAGUCCCGGCCAAUCCCGAGUACGUCGGCACACUCCUGUCGGCGCUCACCGUCGAGAGUUCGAAUACGCUGUCAUUGUCCACCUUAUUGGAGUGCGGCGAUGCUGAUAGGGCGAAGGCUCAGGCUGCCAAGCUCCAAACGUCACUCGUAUUGGCCCUGGGGAACGUCGUUUUCAAGAUUACCGACGAGUCCGCGAUCGGCCUUAUCAGCCAGAAGAUCGUGACUAUUCCCGAAGCGGCCAUGGACCUGGGUGCCGUGUCGAUCGCCGCCCAAGUUCUCGACCACAUGAGGGCUGCGGACGCUCACGGACCCGUGUUCCCAGCCCAGCUUCGCCACUCGAUCGUGAAGUUGGUGUCCAGCGUGGCGAAAGUCUCGGCCAGGAUGAAGGUUCAUUUCAAGUCCCUGGGGCACCAGGAGGACACAUCCCAGAACGAGUUCGUGAAGAGAGCCAGGGAGCUUGCGCGUCAGGUGCGAGUGGGCGAGCCCGAGAAAGCGUACGAGGCACUGAUCGCGGUAUGCGAACUGCCCAGCGAGGCAUGCAACUUCGGCGACUUCUUCAGCCAAAGAGGCGUCGCUGAAGAUUCUGAUUCACCAGCAAAGGGAGAGAUGCUCGAGGUCUGCAACACGUUCUGCGAUGGAACGCUGCAGCUGUUCAACGUGGCGGUCGACCUUACCAUGUCGUUCAACGAUUUGUUCACUGGCAUCUAUGAGGGAUCUGGGUAUACGCCGCCUCUGACGGACAGGCAAGUGAACCCCGAUGAAGAAGAGCCUGACCAGUACGAGAUGUUGAGGGUGUUCCACACCGCUUUCAAGAUCAUGCAGCACUUUGACUUGAACGAGGGGGACGCGAACGUGGUGCACCACCUCAUGCACCGCUUCGAGGUCGCCGCCAAGCUCUACGACGCGAGGGGGAGCGAGGGCAAGACCGACUGCAAGGAGGUGGUUGAGGUUUGGACGAUGGCCUUGCAAGCUGAAAACAGGAUGAAAUUGGCUUUGAGAUCGAGACCGUUGCCAACCACCUGCCCAACUGCACCAUCUGCACUGCUGAUCCUGCACAACAUUGGGUCUCUGUACAUGGACGAUCGCUUUCGGAGCGUGCUGCUACACAGGGUGUUGGCGAUCCCGCCUGAUAAGCAGAAGACGCUGAUCGGCAUACUGGACACGAAGACCAACGUGCUCCCCAAGAGUUCUCUCGAGGUCUUGACGUUUGCCAAGACGCUGGUGCGAGUGGCAGACGCAGACGAGCGUCAACGAGCUGGUCGCUCAAGCGGCCUCGUCGAGCUCAACUCGCUGCUCUCCGACAUCGCGACGGCGAAGGCUGACUUCAAAGAGGCAUGUGACGACAGCGCACUCGUGGAGCGUGUCUUGAAGCACGCGGAGGCGGAGUGGGACACCUUGUUCAAGCAAACGAAGGCUGCCAUGGACUUCAUCUCGUCGCUCAAGCUGGACUUCGUGGAGAAGUACGGGGCGCUGUACGAUGCGAUCGAGAAGUGGGAUUUCCAGGAGGUCGACUGGUUGACAAAGCCUUCCGACACCAAGGAUCGGAACAUGGGGAGUCAGAUCGCGACUGCAGUGGCCCAGUUCCCGGCGACGUCCAAGGUCGUCGAAAACGUGUGCGGCAACAUCAAGUGGCAGGAGAGCGCCAGGAGCCAGGCCAUGAUCCAGCUUCAGGCCGCCUUGCCGACGGCGAAGGAGACGCUGGGGCAGGCCGCGAAGCUAGCGGCGUGCAUUGCUCUGGCUCACUUGCUCGUGGUCGGCGGCAGCAAGGCCGCCGUGUCGGACUACGACCAGACCGUCAAGUGGACGCAGUCGUGCUUAGGAGUUUCGCACGGCGAGCUCCCCUCGAAGCUCCGCGAGAAGCUUGAGGAGCUCAAGAGGUCGCUGCUCGGGGACCCCAUCAACAAAGCUACGGAGUCGAAGUUCAAGGAUUGCGACGCCAUCUCCGUGGCGACCUCGUCGGCAGCGACCGCGGCGACGAGCCGCCAGAACAGGAAGAGGUGGGCCAAGACGGCAUUCAACCAGGCGGUCGUCGCCGACUGA
Molecule: messenger RNA, 3450 nt
Organism: Prorocentrum cordatum
Lineage: Eukaryota; Dinophyceae; Prorocentrales; Prorocentraceae
Source: the annotation of a GenBank genome assembly